AAAUAUAUUAUUAGAAACACGUGUCCCAGCAGUAAUCAAUAUCAGUUUUUUAACCGUGAAUACGACUGGAAUUAUAUGACAGGGUUACAAAAAUAACACGUGCAGGACUUGGAAAUUCUAGAUCUGCUUUGAACAAAGAUUGCUUAAUUUAGAUAACAACUGUCUGCUAAUGGAAGAGGAAGUUUAAUAUUUUCAUACUAAUAAGGAGGCUAUCCUGAGAAUAGCUGUCCACUCUAGAUAGUUAAAACAUUAUUUCAGACUAUCACUCAUCAUGGGUCUGGACUGUGUAGGGAUUUUUGGAAUGAUCCUCCUGGUCGUAAUCAAUAUAAUAUUAUUGAUUUUUGGAAUUGGUUUCCUGAUAGUGGGUGUACUGGCUCUACAAGACGUGGCGGAUCUCAAUGAAGAUCACAUCAAGCCCGUCCUGAACACCAUAGAAGUGAAUUCUUUUCAAGUGGGAGAGCUAGCAAAGAAUUUAUCCAUCCUUUUGAUAGUUAUCGGAGUCUUUAUUUUCUUUGUAUCAAUUCUGGGCUUCCUUGGCGCUUGCAGUCAAAAUAUAUGCAUGCUGGUGACGUAUGACAUCCUGGUUUUGAUUUUACUUGUGAUGAAGAUUGCAAUCAUUGCGUUGUGGUUUACCAUGCAAAACAAGGUCGAGGAGGAAGUAAAAAGCAAGAUGCUGACAAGACUUAAAGACAAUUUUAAGAGUGACACCAUCACAGAUAAUAAUGAAAUAUCAAAUGCCUGGAAUUACCUAUUCAUGUCGCUCGACUGUUGUGCAGUUGAUCCCGUGACAAGUACAACGAACGACUUUGACCAGACGACAUGGUGUACAACAAGUGGAAGUUGCCAGGCUACAAACUCUGAUAUACCGAGAACCUGUUGUAAUGGAGUGGACGAAAACACAUACUCAACAGCUCCAACUUCAUGUCAUUCAAGUGUUACUCCUGGAACUUAUAAUACAAAGGGGUGUUACGACGCUUUGAAAGAUAUUCUAACAUCUCACUUGUCUAGCAUCAUUGGUGUAGGCGUUUCCAUUAUGGUUUUGGAGAUCUUGUCUGUUGUCUUCACGGUCAUAGUUUGCAAGUUCGCAUAGGCACAUUGAGGUUUUUAAGAUUGCAGCUGUUGUUUUUGCAUUUGUUGUUUGUGUCCAAGUGGAAGAGGGCACUGUCUGAAUUCAAGACGUAACAAAAUAUUUCUAAAAAGACGUGCAAGUUAACGUUUUUGACAUGUCUGUUAUAAAAUACUUCAAGCAUCACUCAUCAAAUCAUACUUCAAAGCGAUGGAUUGUUCAUUGUAUUUGAUGUUUUAUAAAUAUGAUUUGCGGUUACCCACUUGAAUUUAUAGAAAAAAAGUCUUUCGACUUUUAUACAAUGUAAUAUCCCAUGUUUGAAUAACGAGAUUCCACAAUUAUUGUUGUGACGAUAAGGAACUUUGAGAAUGAUGGUGGGUAGUCACUACAGGGUAUUGUGGGGUUUUAUUUUUGCUAUAUUUUGUUUUUGUUUUAUACUUAUUUAGACGGAUUUUUGUGUUGUUAUCAUUUCUACAUCAUACUUAAUCAAAAUAUACUCACGGCGGAUGUGAGCGGUGGAAGGGGAUGCUUACUCCUCCUAGGCACCUGAUUCCGCCUCUGGUACGUCCAGGGAUCUGUGGUUGCCCUGUUCUUAUUUUUCCUUAUUCUUUAUAAGAGUUAUGAGAUUGAUCACUAUUCGUCAUAUUCACCUUCUAACAUCUGUGUCAUAAUGACACAGAAUUGUUUUUAUAUAUGCGUCAUAUUAUGUGUUUUAUAUUGCGAAUGUUUUCUCAUAAAUGUGGAUCAUUUAUUUUUCAUAGUAUACUUAUGAUAUAAUUUAUUGUUGUGACGUUACCACUUUGUUUCAUAAAUCCAUUCUGAGAUAUACUGGACUUAAAAGUAGUCAUUAAACAGUAAAAUUGUCCGUUCAGUUCAAUAUUUUAACACACAAAGGGUAGGGUUUUUUUUUUAUUGAUUGAACAGUUACAAUGAAGGGCUGAAUGGUACAGAACAAAGCCUGUUGUUCUUUGUUUGGACAAACAAAAAUAGCACUCCAAAUGCGUAAGUAGUACACGUUAGUAACUAUAGAAUCCAAUUUAGAAAGGCGAAAAUAGCGAACCGUGAUCAAUCUCAUAACUCCUAUAGCAAUACAAAAUAGAGAGUUGGGCAAACACGGACCCAUGGACACACCAGAGAUGGGAUUCAUCACUAUUUCGAACCAAAUCAUUCUUCAGGGAUAUGACUCUAUUGCACCAUAAAUUCGUUUUACCUUAAAGUUCAUUAAAGUCCUACAUCAAGAAUUAUACACUUUUUCAUCAUUUAAGACCGUCUCCAUAGACAUCGUAUUUUCCAAAUUGACGUGUAAUGGAAUAGGACAUUGUACAGCUGUUGGACAUCCCUGAUGGGCAAAUGCCCUUUAUUGUAAAGCUCUUGAAUAAUGGUUUGACCUCUUAAGGUGGAUCGAUCCUCAUGUGAUGUCAUAUGUUUUUGAAAAAAAUCUUUAUUAAAUGAAACUUUGCAUAUGAUAGAAAUAUAUCUUUCAGAGGAAUUUUAUUCACUGAAUAAAAAAAAAAUGAUAUACUAUUGAAAGUAAAAAAGUUCAUAUUUCUCAAAAGAUAACCAAUUAUUUAUAAUAGGAAAUGUUGUCAGUGGCAAUAACUCCGACGCUGGUAUUUCCUCUACUCUCUGUCUAUUUUACAAUCAUUUCUCUAGUAUCCACAAUUAAUUCACACAUCUUUAUAAAUUAGAAGUUUUUCUAAACUGAUGACAUUGAAAAUUUGUCAUUUUAACAAGUUUUUACCGAUUUUUAUUAUUCUGUUUUACGAAAAUGUGUGAUUUUCUGACGCUGACCUUUAUUUCUGUUUUGGUAUGCCUGACAUCUUGAAAGAGGUGGCAACAUAAUCGUACAUAUUUUCUUUUGGUUAUUGAUCAAUUUAAACUACUAGUAUAUUGAGUGGAAAUUAAUACAGUUUUUCCACUUUCAGCCAUUAAUAUUGAUAAGUCACAUGAAAGUGGAGCUACCUUAAAAGAAACCGAUGCUAGAGAUGAUUGACCCCUAAUACGCCAGUUUCGAGAUACGAACUCUUCUGUAUAGGAGGUGCAUUUAGUGGAACUUUGAAUGUCUAAGUGGGACAGAGUGGAUAUACAGCCAACGAGGAAGAUGAUGUAAUGUAUUAAAAGCGGCUUCUCUUUAAAUAUGUAAAUGUGGGAAAUACUUAAUACUAUCGAAAGAAAUGUUUUACCGAAGUGGAAACAUACAAACAAUGUCAUAUUUGCAAGAAAUAUCUUGGAUAUGGUACUUAUGACGAACGAAAUAACGUGAUAGGAUAAGAAUUCUAUGUAUUUGAUUACUCCCUAAAUACUUAUCACUUACUUAGUUUGUGUAUCAGUCGAAUUCGGGUUAUCAAACAGCGUAUGAGAAACUUACUGAGUACAUUCACUUACGCUGUGAUGAAUAUCUGUCCCACUCCCGCGUGUAAACAAAUUCUUUAGCGCCUUACUAUGUACGAGAGUUCUCCAAAGGGAAAUAACUCAGACGUAUCUCGAAACCGGCGUAUUGCUUUCAAUGACAUAUAAAUAAUUUUGGUGCAGAACGUCCAGACAAUAAAAGCGUUAUAUAAUUCAAGAAUGCUACUUCAGAAGAAAGAUAAGUUAUUACGAAAUAUUUCACUUCUUUGUAAAACUUCGAAUAUCUAAUGUCAGUGCGCUAUUUUUAUUUAAUUUCUAAUCAUAUGUGAAUAGUUGGUUAAGUACAAAACUGUCCAUUCUUUUUAACAAAAGACUGAUUAUAAUAUGAUGGACAAAGGAUAUACAUGUUUUCCAAAUGACCUUGUCGCACAUGUCCCUUUAGAUGAUUGUCCAUUGUGUUGACAGUGGAUACGAUUAUCUAAGUAGGAAAAUCCUUCAAAUUAUUAAUCAUCGGUACACCCUUCUAUCUUCCGCCAGCCCUUUCAUUAUUUUGUAUCUGAAGGGUUUAUAGAAUACAUUCGGUGCCCUCCAUCUUGCAAACAGUCAGAUUUGUUAUUUACGUUUCCAAUGUAUCCAUUUUUGUUUGUAAUGAAUAUUUGCCACCUCAUUUUUAAUUUUUGAGAAUAAAAGAAAGAACUCUU
Ostrea edulis (European flat oyster) is the source of this 4116-nucleotide messenger RNA. RefSeq names its product CD63 antigen-like. Gene Ontology annotation, cellular component: membrane. The coding region runs from base 272 to 1090 and encodes 272 amino acids. The record is from RefSeq and is a predicted model, not a curated record. The transcript has 9 exons. Lineage: Eukaryota; Metazoa; Mollusca; Bivalvia; Ostreida; Ostreidae.